GCCCUACCCAUGCUGUCACAUACGCUAUUGUGGCACAGAUAUAAACAUGCGUCCUCUAUAUAUCUCUAUGAGCUAGCCUAACCGGAGCCAGCUGUGUCAGAUGAAUAGAGAGAAAUAGGGUGUCAUUUGUUCAGAGACUUACACUAACAUUACAAUUAUUGAAUUGUCAUCGAAAUAUUGAAUAAUGGAUUUAAACAUUAUCCUGUUGCAGCUUCAAACUGAUAAUGAAGAGGACAUUGAAAGGCUUUUGCACCAGUACAACGGAGAGAAUAAUCUCACAUUCACCUUUGACCCAAAAGGGGAGGAUCUACGAAGUAGGCUGUGUCAGGGCCUACUGACUGUGCUAGGGAGGCAGGUUGGGCCCCGCUGUCAGAGUACCUGCCUGGAGACCCUCCGCAUUCUGUCCCGAGACAAGCGGGUCCUGGGCCCUGUGGGAACCCGGGAGGGCAUGUUGGUCCUGGCUGGGCUGGCCCGGUUGCGGGGGGGAGCGGAAGGGGGUGACAGCCUGCAGAGGGAGGUCCAGAUAGAGGAGAAAGAGAGGGUAGUGGUGGAGGCCCUCAAGUGCCUGUGUAACGUGGUGUUCAACAGCACAGCAGCGCAGCAGGUGGGUGCUGACGUGCAGCUUGCACGGGGUCUGUGUGCCCGCCUGCACGCCGCCCGCACUGGGCGCCACGAGGUGGGCCUGUUCUCUCUGCGCCUGCUCUUCCUGCUCUCGGCGCUGCGACCAGACGUCCGGGGGGCACUCCGAAGGGAGCUGUGUGCCGUGGGGCUCCUCAAAGAGGUGCUGGAGUGUACCCUGGAUGUACGUUGGGUGGGCCCCUACGAGGUGGCCCCUGUAGACCCCCAGGCCCUGCCCAUCCCUGCUGAAGAAAAUGAGAGGGCCAUGGAGGCCCUGAAAGCCCUGUUCAACCUCAUGCUGUCUGACACUAGCGACGAGGAUGGUGACCACCAGCUCCGCCUCAUCACCGCCAUCAUGCGCCAUCUAUUGAUGCAAAAGACUCAGGCAGAAGACAAAACAGAGGAAGCACACAGCCACGCAAUCAAUUUGCUUAGUAACCUGCCUGUGUCUUGUCUGGAUGUGCUGAUUGAUGUGCCCGUCCAGGGGGGCCAGGAGGAGUACAGCGGGAAGAACAUGGACGUUGUGCAGGUGCUACUGGAUUUCAUGGAGAAGAGGAUAGACAAGCAGGGCGCCAGCUACAAAGAGGGGCUGACCCCAGUUCUCAGCUUGCUGACCGAGGGCUCCAGGUACCACAGGGAGAUCCGCAGAUACAUCAAGACACAGGUGCUGCCCCCUCUGAAGGAGGUCAAGGUCCGGCCGGAGAUCGGGUCCACCAUCAGGAACAAACUGGUGCGUCUCAUGACCCACGUGGACAUGGGUGUGAAGCAGAGCGCAGCAGAGUUCCUAUUUGUCCUCUGCAAAGAGAACGUGGACAAGCUGUUGAAGUACACAGGGUAUGGUAAUGCAGCAGGACUCCUGGUGGCUCGAGGCCUGCUGGCAGGGGGGCGAGGAGAGACAAAGUAUUCAGAUGACGAAGACUCUGACACUGAAGAGUACAAAUCGGCUAAACCUUUCAUCAACCCCAUCACGGGCCACGUGGAGGAACCCAUGCCUAACCCCAUAGAAGAGAUGACUGAGGAGCAGAAAGAGUACGAGGCCCAGGAACUAGUCAACAUGUUCGACAAGUUGUCAAGGCAGCAGCUGAUUAGGCCCAUGGGGGUGAGGCGGGAUGGCUCACUGGCGCCCCUAGAGGAGGCUCUGAGACAGCCCACAACUGACAGCUGCAGCUCAGACUCAGACUAGAGCCACUACCACCCCAGACCCCAUAUACCUAUAAUAGGCUGUGUCCAACACAGUUCCGAUUUCCUCACACCCCUGUCUGUCUGUCUGGCUGUCUGUCUUCUUCUGUCUGUCAGACUGAAGGGGCCUUGCCCCGGCCUUUCCCCAUAGGCUGUUCUGUUCUCUAAAGCUGACUUAUGCCCGACUUGAUACGACACAGGACAGGGCAGGAUUAAGGUCGAGCACAUGUUCCGACCACACCAUUGUUACUACUUAAAUGUAUUUUUAUUUGAUGUACCAUUUCUCUGCUCAGUGUUCUCAAAUUUGAUAGAAUGGAAGAUUAGCUCUUAAUCAAAUUGUACUGUAAUCUGUAUAGAUGUGAAUCACUAGAAGCAUGGUAGCCGGGGUGGGGUUUGACCAAAUUUGACUUGGAUAGGAAAUCAUUCCUUAGAUAUAAUUAUGUAGAUUUUGUUCUUUAUAUGUUUAAAGUGUCAAUAUUUAUAAGGAUGAGAAGUCUUUUUUUUUUUUUUUUUGUAACAUUAUUAUCUAGAUGAUCAGAGCAGUAGCCACUGGUUUUACAGUACCAGUCGAAAGGUUCUUUAUUUUUACUAUUUUCUACAUUGUAGAAUAAUAGAAGAUAUCAAAACUAUGAAAUAACACAUGGAAUCAUGUAGUAACCAAAAUUGUUAACCAAAUAAAUGUA
Messenger RNA from Oncorhynchus gorbuscha (pink salmon), 2480 nucleotides. Its product is annotated as synembryn-B-like. Gene Ontology annotation, cellular component: cytoplasm; plasma membrane. The coding region runs from base 185 to 1801 and encodes 538 amino acids. NCBI's taxonomy places the organism in Eukaryota, Metazoa, Chordata, Actinopteri, Salmoniformes, Salmonidae. Gene Ontology annotation, biological process: G protein-coupled receptor signaling pathway. Gene Ontology annotation, molecular function: guanyl-nucleotide exchange factor activity; G-protein alpha-subunit binding. The record is from RefSeq and is a predicted model, not a curated record. The transcript has 10 exons.